Molecule: messenger RNA, 867 nt
Organism: Lactuca virosa
Lineage: Eukaryota; Viridiplantae; Streptophyta; Magnoliopsida; Asterales; Asteraceae
Source: the annotation of a GenBank genome assembly
AUGAUAGUGACCGCCAUUAAUGAGCAUGGGGGGAAGGGGGUGACUUGGACAAGAAACCAACGAAAAUUCAUCUUCCAAGCAAGAAAUCGAAGUGGGUACCAAGCAGGCAUUAAAUGUCGACGACCCCACAGGAGAAGAGCAAUUAAUGCUCGAUUGGUGCGUACCCAAGAUUUAUGGAAGGAACAUGGGCUUUGUGACAUUUUUAUUAAUGACGAUGAUGUUUUCUUUUUAAAAUUUGAUAUCGAUGAGGGAAAGCCUUCGGAGGUUUACUCUUACACUACCACCAUGUGUAAGCGGGCUACGGGUAGAGCGAUUUAUGCUCGUAUCCUCAUUGAGAUGUCGGCUAAAGAUCCUUUGGCAAAAGAAAUAAAAAUCAAAGCAUUCACGGCUAAAGGCGCUACCUCUACCUCCCUUAGAGUGGAGUAUUCUUGGAUCCCUAAAAUAUGCGACCAUUGCAAAAAUUUUGGUCAUGACCACACCACUUGCCCCUCUCACACGACUAGCGCUCCCGUCCAAAAGAUGUCCACGUCCAUUCCGAAAGAAGUUGACAAAGAAGGUUUUCAAACAGUUAAAAGGAAGUCUAGAGCAAUUCCUAUCCCUAAAAAGAAAGUUCAAGUCGACAACCGCAAAGGCAAAGGUCCCACCCUAAAGAUCUCUCAAGUCUUCAAGCCAAUCAUUCGUGAUCCGAAGAAGAAAAAUAUAUCGACCAACAUGUUUGAUCCUCUUUCGCACCAAAGAGUUGACGAUUCUCAAGAAGAUUCUUGCAUCCCUCCUGUUAUUCAUUCCAGAGAUACUCACCCGACUUCUGACGUACAUCCGAGCUCUUCUCAUGGUGGUUGUAUUUCUUCUCCAUUUGAUCAGGGAUGA